AGUGAUACUGUGUGUGUGUGUGAGGGAAGAGAGAUGAGAAGAGACAAGACCUUCUAGCUUCUACCCAAGGUCUGCUGGUGUGUUGCCUGGCAGCUUUCUCAGAGGACAGAUCCAUGAUAAGAGCCCCCUACUUGACCUUAGACACAGUCAACCAUACAAGGCCAUAUUUGAUAUCACACUGCUACAGUGCAGCCAGCCAACAAAACAUACUUUUGUCAAACUAUGGUUGGUUGAUAGUAGGGUUGAGAAGUGUUCAAGGGGGGCUAUUUUGAUGGUACUGUGGAACAGCCCUCCAGGAGCUACACUGUCACAGGACGGUGUAAACUCUGCCGGCAGCAGUGAACAGCUGCUGUUUUGUCUAAGAACUGUGAACCUGACUUCUGAACCUGUGCUACCCAGGGCCAUACUAUGUUUGUGUGCCCGUGUGUGUGUGCCAAGAGGUUUCCAUUGCUGUUCUUUUCCCACAGAGCCACAACCACUUGUGAUUACUCUACCCCUUUCUGUCAAGAGUGUAACAGAUUCAGCAGUAUGACCUCUUUAACUAUCUAGUUCCUAAAACAGUGUCAAAACCUCACUUCCUGUCAGCAGUUAACCCUAAACAAGCAGUGUGUUCAUUUGUAUUAUGAUACGUUCGGAAAGUUGAGUGGGCAUGUAACAACAUGCGAGAGAAUACUUUUUGUACUGGCACAGAAAAGGCAGACAGUAAGUAGCCAGUUGUUACACACCCAGAACUUGUACUCCCCAGAACUACUUUGCAAGGAUCUAGAAGGUUCCUUCAGCCUUUUAUUAGCCAGGUUUUCACCUCAGAACUUUUUCAAGAUUUGUGAAAUUAGUCUGCUGAUUUAUGCACCAGUGAUUAACAGGCAACGGGUGUCUUAUUUAAUCAUUAUGAAACUUCUCCCGGAUCUAUUUUGCAGUGAGAAAAAUGUUCAGCACUCUUAACAUGCCAGAGAUUUUAGAAUGCACUUUGUCAUUGCGGGUCGCUGAUUCCAGUUGUCACAGAAUUUCGUCCUCAGCAUAAAGACUUGGUGAGGACGACCGACGGCGAGUUUCCCGGUCGCUUCCCACAUCUACCAAGUUGAACAAUGUUUUUUGGUGUUUCAAAACCCAUUGACACUUCCCUGCUGUAUGACUAUGUUAAGCCUGUGUUCUGCUCCUCUCUUUCACCAACCGUCUCUGGAGGAGGGGAUCCCUUACUGAAUUGCUCGUCCCAAGGUUUCUUCCAUUUCUUCUCCUCUAUCAUGGCGAUCGUUCUGCUGCGCUAUGCCCACGUGAUAGAGAAGCACCAGAACUGUGUGUUGAACACGGCCAGCCUCUCCACCGGAUGGAUCUGUGCAGCAGGCCUCAUCAUGGUUGGCAACUUCCAGGUGGACAAUGCCAAGGUGCUGCACUACGUCGGAGCGGGAGUGGCGUUCCCCACCAGCAUGCUCUUUGUUGGCCUCCAGUCAGCGCUAACCUACCGACUGGCUAAGACCCAGGGGGAGUACAGUGUGGGACACCUCCGGCUGGCCAUGACCGUGGUGGCCCUCAUUGCCCUGGUCCUCAGUGGCGUGUUUUUUGUGCAAGAAAGUUACACCCUACAGCACGCCGCCGCUGUCUUCGAAUGGGUCUUUUGUGUCAUCGUCAUGCUCUUCUACGGAACCUUCGCCUUUGAGUUUUCCAGCAUGUCGGGAGACACCAUAAUGGUGCUGGCCCGAGGGGGGGCUCUGGGGCCAGCAGGGAGAGAGCACAAGAUCGAUUCGCUAGGAGGUUCUAGUCAUCACCCUCUUGAGAAUAUAUCAAUGCUGUAGUCCCAAAAGGAUGGCCGUAAAGCUGGCCUUUGCCAUUAUCAAUCGGGUGUGUGAUGAGUUUAAUUAUUCAUCUCAGCCACACCCAUCUGAGGGCUCGGAGUGGGCAAUGCUAUAUACUACAGGGAGUGGACUCCUUUUCAUAAAACCCAGGGAUGUGGAGUGAAAACCUAAAGGAAAGAAAUGUCUGUCAUUAUCACUAUAAUCACAGACCAGUCUCUCCAAAGGCCCUGCUUGUGUUUGCACAUUACUAAAUGAGAAAUAUUUCCCUCAAUCACCCUUUCCUGUGCUGGCCAGGAGAGGAGGCCAUUGCAACAGGUAAGGUGGUCAAUCCGUUAGUCUGAUUGGAGACAGGAGGAAGUGACGUCGGACAGUUUUCUGGGCAGAUGACAUUUCAUUAUCAACCUGUGGUUGCUAGAAUGCCAAAGAGAGAGCAAAGUAGAGAGACAAGAGAGGAGAGGCAGCACGAGAGAGAAAGGGAGAGACUAGCUCUGUUUAGUUAAGAGACUUGCUAACAGUUGAUUCUGUCAGUGCUGUCAUUAAUACUUAUAUCAAGCCACAAUGAUAUUACAGCUGAGUUUAAGAUCAUGACUGCCUUCUUGAAGAAGAUCUAAGGUCUGACAACUGGGGAUGUGCUCUCAAUCAGACUCCUCAUGGCUGACCAUUGACUGGAUCCUCCAGGACAUUGUCUGGGUUCUUUAUGUAGUCAUCUCAUAUCACUUUGUGCCUUAUGAAUACCAGACUUUGCACAGAUGGCCUGUAAACCCAAAUAGACUCUAUAUGAAUGUCCGAAAUGACACCAAACUUUCAACAGUAUUUUCUAUAUGCUUUUAUGUACAGCUCAGCAGCCCUGGAGACAGAGAGGGUGCUCACUGUUGGCUAAUUCAAGCCAGACAUCUGGACUUAUCAAGUUAAAUCGCAGGAAAUCACAAAUGUUCAAUGCCCCCAGAAUAGAGCUCAAUUAGUGUCUUCCAGUAUAUCUGGUGCAUACUGGUCGAACUCCUUUCAUUUUCAUUUGUCUGUGCUCUGCUCCAACAGGUGUGCACAUUGUUACAGUCCAGUGCCUUCUAUUGUAUAAUGUAUCUUUGACUUGACAUUUAUAAUAUUAUACUGGUAUAAUAUUAUAAACCUGGUAUUCCUCAACUCAAUUAUGUCUGUUGACAAACUGAGAAUGUAUUCAUAUAUAAUCUAGUCAGGGAUUAUUUUGCCAGCUGUUGCCCUCUAGCGUUGACUCUGAGCUAUUGCUAUCUUAUCAAAUGUAAGUUGUUUCAACGUAAAGCAUUUGUCUCCUGUGCCAUAACGUCUUUCAUUUUGAAAGUGGCCUUACUAGUUGAUCGAUGUAUAGGUCUGUUAUCGAGUUAUCACUGAACAUUGUGUCAAGCAAGGAAAAAGCUUUAAUCUCUUGCUUUGUUCUAUGUUGUUUGUGUCCUUAAUGGCCUAUGCUGGUAUUUGUCUCUGACCUACAGCUACAGUGACCCACCAUGUCUUAUCUGACAUGUACACUUACCUUUAGGUUUAGGAGGAUGAGACGCUACUUCCAUACUAUUUUAGUCCUUCCAGGCCAUUCGCUCAUGAUUUCCCCCCUGGGGUGUCAUAUUAACCCUAGCUCUAAUUACUUUGGUCUCUCAGGAAACUUUGUUACCAGCUGCAGUAAGUGAUUCUGAGCUAAAUCAACUUAUUCAAUGUAAAAUUUCUCUUGCCAUAGGAGGUGGUGUGUAACUGGCCAGUUUCGAUACAAGAUGACAAUGAAUAUUCAGGUAUAUGUACUUAUUUUGUAAACAUUUGGACUUUGGGGCAUUAAAAUAUUGGUAGAUUAUUCACAUUGUUUAGGCAUCCUCACCUUGGGUCAGAUGACCCUAACGUGAUAUACUUGUGUGCCUUUUGAUAAAACCAAAUGUGUUAAGCGUAUACAUUUUCAGUGUGCUUAACAAAGUAUUGAUUGUAAAUUUGCCUUAAUAUUAUUUGCCAAAUAAAGUGGUUAUUGAUGCAGACUCUAACAAACCUGUUUUAAUCGUUUUUCACAAUUUCAAGACUUUAAACACAAAACCAUUUAAUCAAAACCCUGACUUCUGUCAAAAUCAUGCAAUCGCCUCAAAAUCAAGUACUGUAACCUGUGCUCAAAAUCAAUAAAUGCUAUG
This is a messenger RNA of Osmerus eperlanus (European smelt), 3925 nucleotides long. RefSeq names its product Transmembrane protein 150A-like. The record is from RefSeq and is a predicted model, not a curated record. Bases 1086 to 1790 code for a protein of 234 amino acids. Lineage: Eukaryota; Metazoa; Chordata; Actinopteri; Osmeriformes; Osmeridae. The transcript is spliced from 4 exons.